This is a messenger RNA of Scaptodrosophila lebanonensis, 1283 nucleotides long. RefSeq names its product cytoplasmic dynein 2 light intermediate chain 1. Gene Ontology annotation, molecular function: dynein heavy chain binding. Gene Ontology annotation, cellular component: axoneme; cytoplasmic dynein complex; ciliary basal body. The coding region runs from base 1 to 1173 and encodes 390 amino acids. Lineage: Eukaryota; Metazoa; Arthropoda; Insecta; Diptera; Drosophilidae. The transcript has 3 exons. Gene Ontology annotation, biological process: intraciliary transport involved in cilium assembly; intraciliary retrograde transport. The record is from RefSeq and is a predicted model, not a curated record.
AUGUGGUGUGGCGUGGUGGGGGAGUUUGAACUCAAUACGCUGCUGGGGGAAGAAACGCGUUUGCCACAAAUUCUGCUAUUUUUGAAUAAAAAAAUGCAUAAAAUGUUUGACAAAGACGCGUCAAGUAUUCAGAGUUCAGGACCGCAAAGCAUACAGGAAAUAGCGGUGAAGCUGGCAGAGGAGCAGCAACGUCUACGUCAGCUGGAAGCGAGCAGCGCGCCGAAGGAGCGCACCUUAUUUGUGCUGGGCAGUAAGGGUGUGGGCAAGUCUACAGCAAUCAAUAAGUUUUUUGAUCGAGAAGACCACGCCGCACGUCCUACACUGGCUCUGGAAUAUAGCUAUGGACGUCGCAUGGGCAGCGGUAAGAUGGGUUCCUCGCAAGUACUCAAUGUGUGGGAACUGGGCUCGUUGGACAAUUCUGAACAACUCCUGGAGGUGCCAAUGCGUUCGCAUGGGUUGCAGCAGUUGGCCGCAUUUAUAAUGCUCGAUUUGUCGCAGCCACAAUGUCUGUGGACAGAUCUGGAACGCGCUUAUAGAGGUUUGCGUGAGACCGCACAGACAAUGUUGGAGGAGGCCACACCACAGCAGCGCGAGACACUAGAGCAGCGUGCUCAGGAGCGUGUGAAGCGUGAGAGCGGAAAGGGGGACGAUUUGUAUACACUGGAGCUAUUGCCGUUCCCCGUUGUCAUUGUGGGUGGAAAAUAUGACAUCUUUAUGAACCUUGAACCGGCUCUUAAGAAGCAUAUCUGUUGCUGUUUGCGCUCCAUUUCACAUCUAAUUGGUGGCGCUGUGCUUUUCUACUCACAACAGCUGCCAAAAUUGGCCAAAGUGCUGCGUGAUACCAUCAGUCAUCUGGGAUUUGGUAGUCCAGCGAACCCGUUUCGCGCCCACGUUACCGACUAUAACGAUGCUUUGUCGAUUUGGUUUGGAACCGAUAAUUGGACGCGCAUUAGUGAGACAGGAGCAAUGAGUUUGGAGCGAAUUGAAGCACGGCUGGGCCAAAGCGUGCCACAACAGAAAGCACAGCAACAAAACCAGCUACAGGAUCCCGUUAAGGAUGCAGGUUUUAGUGAGUCGAUCAUUGAUGAGAUGCGUGCCCAAAAAAACGAGGAGCUAAAUGUCAUUAUGCGGGAUGUACAGCUCCGUGGAAAGUUCGAAAGUGUACAGAACUGAUCAAUUUCGUAACUUUAUCUAAGUAAUUAAAUCACAUUUUAAACAAAUUUUUGCCCUAUGAUUGUGCAAGUACAUAUCGUGCUUUAACGAUUUCAGAGCAGUUCAAAAUA